Colletotrichum acutatum is the source of this 1437-nucleotide messenger RNA. Its product is annotated as alcohol dehydrogenase class-3. The record is from RefSeq and is a predicted model, not a curated record. NCBI's taxonomy places the organism in Eukaryota, Fungi, Ascomycota, Sordariomycetes, Glomerellales, Glomerellaceae. The coding region runs from base 20 to 1198 and encodes 392 amino acids. The transcript has a single exon. Gene Ontology annotation, molecular function: oxidoreductase activity, acting on NAD(P)H.
AGAGAAAGCAUACCGAGAGAUGAGCAUAAAAUGGCAAUUGAGGGACCAUGCCCACGUAAAAAUUCCGAUUACACUCUCUAUCACCACCAAAUUGCAAUCAAUCUCUCAAGAAAACACACGGAAUCAUUACGUGUACACAAAAAUGUCUUUCAACCACGCCAUCGUCAUCCAGGGCGCAGGCAAGGCCUCAGUCGUCGAAGCCUCCAUCCCCAAGCUCCGCGACGACUACCUCAUUGUCAAAGUCAAGGCCGUCGCCCUGAACCCGACAGACAUCCUCCACAUCGACCUCUUUGCCGUCACAGGAGCCCGCGUGGGCUGCGACUAUGCCGGCAUCGUCAAAGAGGUCGGCUCCAAGGUAGCAAAGUCCUUCAAGAAGGGCGACCGCAUCGCCGGCGUCGCGCACGGGUCCAACGCCGUGCACCACGAAGACGGCACGUUUGCCGAAUACAUCACCGUCAAGGGCGACCUGCAGCUCCGCAUCCCGGACAACGUCAGUUUCGAGGAGGCCGCCACCCUCGGCGUCGGCGUGACCACCGUGGGCCAGGGCCUGUACCAAAGCCUCGGUCUGCCGUACAUUGACCAGCCCAGCGCCGAGAAGCUGCCCGUUCUCAUCUACGGCGGGAGCACGGCGACCGGCGUGCUGGCGAUCCAGUAUGCCAAGCUGUCUGGUCUGCACGUCAUCACGACGGCUUCGCCCCACAACUUUGCCUACCUGAAGAAGCUGGGCGCCGACGAAAUCUUGGAUUACAAGUCUGCCACCGUCGUGGAGGACAUUGAGAAGAGCGCGGGUGGCAAGCUGAAGCACGUGCUGGACUGCAUUUCCUCUGAGUCGUCUGCGGACAUCAGCGUCAGGGCGAUUGCGGAAGACGGCGGCGUCUACUCCACCCUGCGGCCCGUGCCGGCGGAGCUCGUCUCGGCGAUCAACAGCAAGGUGACACCCAAGAUGACGCUGGCGUACACUGCCAUCGGCGAGCCGUGCCAAUUUGGCCCGCAGGCCUUGCCGGCGAUCCCGGCGGAUUUGGAGUUUGGUAGCAAGUUCUGGGAUGAUACCGAGCGGCUGUUGGGAGAGGGGAAGAUUGUUGCUCACAAGCCUACUGUGAAUGAGGGUGGAAGUGGUCUCGAAGGCGUUCUCAGGGGUCUGGAUCUUGUUAGACAGGGCAAGGUGAGCGGAACCAAGCUGGUUUAUGUCGUUUCGUAGUAGUUCAAAGGUUAAAAUAGCGAUACGGACUCGCAACAAUCAUGAGUAACAAUCAGAAUACUUGAAUGCGAAAGCUUCAUAAGCGGAAUUUGGGUGUUCUAGGGAAGGUUGAUAGACCUACAUCACCAUGAUCCCGGCAUCUCCAACUUUAGCUUUCCUCCCUAUGCGACUAAAUAUAAUGAAUCUAGCAUGUUCAACGACAGCUAACUAGCGAUCAUUCUUAGAUGAAAACAGCAUCC